This is a messenger RNA of Carica papaya (papaya), 942 nucleotides long. Its product is annotated as calmodulin-7. Gene Ontology annotation, cellular component: myosin II complex. Gene Ontology annotation, molecular function: calcium ion binding. NCBI's taxonomy places the organism in Eukaryota, Viridiplantae, Streptophyta, Magnoliopsida, Brassicales, Caricaceae. The record is from RefSeq and is a predicted model, not a curated record.
UCAAUUUUUCUGUCUCUUUCUCUCUCUUUCCCUCUCGCUCGCAUUUUCUUUUUAAGUCUGCCUAGGAGGUUUAUCUUCGGAAUCGGGUACAAAAAAAUCUAAAGGGAAGGAAACGAGUGAGUUCUGAAGGAAAACAAAUGGCAGAUCAACUUACCGACGACCAGAUCUCCGAGUUCAAAGAGGCCUUCAGCUUGUUCGACAAGGAUGGCGAUGGUUGCAUCACCACCAAGGAGCUUGGGACUGUGAUGCGGUCGCUGGGUCAAAAUCCCACUGAAGCCGAACUCCAAGACAUGAUUAACGAAGUGGAUGCUGAUGGUAAUGGGACUAUUGACUUCCCAGAGUUCCUAAACCUGAUGGCUAGGAAGAUGAAAGAUACUGAUUUUGAGGAGGAACUGAAGGAGGCUUUCCGGGUUUUUGACAAGGAUCAGAAUGGUUUCAUCUUUGCUGCUGAGCUGCGCCAUGUGAUGACAAACCUCGGGGAGAAGCUUACAGACGAAGAAGUCGAUGAGAUGAUCAGGGAGGCUGAUGUUGAUGGUGAUGGUCAGAUAAAUUAUGAGGAGUUUGUGAAGGUUAUGAUGGCCAAGUGAUACACGUCUCUCCAAGAACCUAAAGCUAAAGCUGUAUGAUGGAUAAAGGAGGAAAAAAAAAAAAAAAAAAAGAAAAAAAAAGAGAGAGAAGGAAAAGGAGAACAACGUUGACUAAUAUUAUGCAAGUAUGUAGUUUUCCUUUCUACAAUUUUUAUUUAAUAGUCUUAAGAUUGAUGAUAUCGAUAUUGAUGUUGGAUAUUGAUGUGUCUUGUAGUGGUGGUGAAAUGUUUUGGUCUGGUAUUUUAAUGUGUUUAGUUCUUUAAUUUUUACUUUUGGUUGUCUGCUGUGAACCUGAACUUACUUGGAAACCUUCAAUCUUCUACUAUGGAAGGAUGACCCGUUCUAUCAUUUACCA